This is a messenger RNA of Hyposmocoma kahamanoa, 1436 nucleotides long. RefSeq lists its product as uncharacterized. The transcript has 7 exons. The record is from RefSeq and is a predicted model, not a curated record. Gene Ontology annotation, cellular component: nucleus. Bases 90 to 1436 code for a protein of 448 amino acids. Gene Ontology annotation, molecular function: zinc ion binding. NCBI's taxonomy places the organism in Eukaryota, Metazoa, Arthropoda, Insecta, Lepidoptera, Cosmopterigidae.
UAAAAACUCUCGUUUUGUCAGACGCGGUACGAAAAUAAUUUUUAAUAACAUAGGUUGACAUUUUUUAUUGAAAUUUUAUUGCGGAUACGAUGGAGCAGGAUAAUUUACCCAUUGGAACUGCCCAAGAACCUGUAGAAGAAGCUCAUCAUCCACCGCUGAAGGACGCGAUGUCGUCAAUAGUGCAACGAAGAAAGCAAAACAAAAGUCCAACUUUUGCCGAAGCUUCCAAAUCAAAUGAAAGAUCUAAUACACACAACAGCAACGUUUACAAAGAUACUUUAAGCCAACCCGACGGGAAGCUAACACAGAAGCAGCGUCUUCAAUGGCUACAAAAGCGACGCACGCCAGGAUUGUGGGUGCAAUGUGACGAAUGCAACCGUUGGCGGUUCCUCCCUCGUGUGCUGGACAAUCACGAACUGCCCGACAAAUGGUACUGUCGUAUGAAUCCAGAUAUUACGGUAGCAAACUGUUCCGUUCCUGAGUCCCCAAUUCGGGUCCGCGAUGAAGAAGAUCUUAUCCAUGGCGAAUACACCGCAGGAUCGAUGGUUUGGGCCCGCUUAUCGGGCUGGCCUUGGUGGCCAGCCAUGGUCGACGAUGACCCCGAUACGGAACAGUAUUAUUGGUUGGAUGGCUUUUCUGACAUUCCGACUCACUACAAUGUGGUAUUUUUCGACGCAGCCAACGUCACACGGGCAUGGCUAAGUCCCGAACAAAUGAAACCAUACCGUAUCAACAAAAAUAUAUUCAAAGACGUUUUGAAAAACGAUACAUAUAAGAAACGUAUACAAAUUGCUAUCAUUCAAGCAAAUGACGCCGAAAAAUUGCCUCUGCACAGCAGACUUGCAAAAUACAGCUUCAUCGCGAGAUACCCAGGAUCCAUCAACAAACCGAAAAAUAUUACUAAACAUGACGUGAUAGUGUAUCAAAACAAAGUUAAAAGGAAAUACAAUUUCGGAAAUACACGUCUUGCCGAAAGCGCUGAUGAGUCACAUGAAGCAUAUGAAACUGAAGAAAAUGGAAAAUAUUAUGGUUUUCCGGUAAAACAAAACAACGUGAUUAUUCUGGGUACUCCAAGCAGACCAAAGAAAAGUCACAUUGCCAAGAAAUAUAGAUCGGCUGAUAGCUGGAAAACAGCACAAGAAUCAACCGCAAGCGAAAUCAAUUCUCUGUUAUCACACGAAGAAGACAAAGGAAAUCUUAUUCAGUUUACCGUGAAUGAAAACGCAAAGGAAACCGAUUCCAUGACUUUAGAAGUCGGCAGCACGGUUGCUUCCUUAGCGACAAUGGAGACUCCUGACAAUGGGAACUUAAAAUUCAUAUCUAACACGUACAUUCCUGAAAACGUGGAUGAAAUAAAAUCUAUACUUUUACAUACAAUGCCGCAAGUUGUUCAAAUUCGCAUCGCCUCACCCAGUAGUGAUGAUUUUGAAUUUUAG